AUGCUUAUCAAAUAUGAUCUUGAGGAAAAUGAUUGGUUGAAACAUAUGUAUGACUUACGAGAGAAAUGGGCUUUGGUUAAUGGUAGAGAGAUAUUUUGUGUUGAUAUGACAACUACCCAAAGAAGUGAGAGUAUGAAUAAUGCAAUAAAGGAUUUUGUCCGUUAUAAACAUAAUCUUUUACGCUUUUUUGAAAAUUUUGAAAGAUUGCUUGAUUAUCGUCGCUAUGAGGAGUUACAAGCUAAUUUCAAAGUGACCCAAAGAAAAGUUUGUGAGAGUUAUGAUUGUGUUAUUACUUUAUACGAUGAGAAUGAGACAUUGUUUAAGUACAAAUUUUUCCUUCAGAAAAUGUAUCUUCAUCAUAUUGUUGAAUAUGAUUCACCUGAUGACACAUUCUUUCUGAAAAAAAAAAUAUUGAAAAUUCCUUCUCGGUAUAUUUUGAAAAGAAGGAAAAUUAAGGCAAAGGUGAGAGAUAAAUUGGAUAAUUGUGCAACAAAUAACCAUAGUGAAGAUCCUAAAAUUGCUAUGGUUAAUCGUUAUCAAGAGUUGUGUAGAUUAUUUCAAACUUGUGUUGUAAUAAAGGCAUCAAAGAGUGAGAAAGCAUACAAUUAUGCUAAGAGUGGUCUUAGAAAGAUUGUGGAAGAAAUUGACGAUCCAUCAGGUGAACAAAUCAUACAUAGCUAUGACAAGAACCAAUUUUCCAGCAGAGAGAGGAAUAAUAUUAAAGGAAUCAAGACAAAAGAAAAGGUUCGUGGUAAAUCUAGCAGGCCAAAAUGA
Messenger RNA from Humulus lupulus (European hop), 774 nucleotides. Its product is annotated as protein FAR1-RELATED SEQUENCE 9-like. The record is from RefSeq and is a predicted model, not a curated record. Gene Ontology annotation, biological process: regulation of DNA-templated transcription. NCBI's taxonomy places the organism in Eukaryota, Viridiplantae, Streptophyta, Magnoliopsida, Rosales, Cannabaceae. The transcript is spliced from 3 exons. Bases 1 to 774 code for a protein of 257 amino acids.